AUGAGUUGGAACCCGCACAUGGAAGUCCAUUACAAUAACAUCAGCUAUCCUUAUAAUACAGCAGGAAGCUUUAUUGAAUAUUUUGAAGGCCUGACCUACGAACAUGUUAACUUCAUUUUUUCCGGUGCAUCAAAUGCUCAGGAGAGUCCGUACCCUUUGAAUUCAAACUUUUACAAAUUUGGACCAUCUGAACCUGAUAAUACUUCAUACUAUCGCUACAAUCAUGGAUAUGAGGUAAAUCAUCAUGAGCCACUGGUGGAUGAUUAUAGAAGGCCUUCAGAAAACUCUUCAACAAUCAGUGAACAGAGUCUGGCUGUCAGCACAGAAUGGGGAGAAGAUGGAAACACUGAAGCACAAGACAAUUCUAUUGAAUGCCCUCGAAGACAUCAUAGUAAUUCCAAUGAUUCUCAGGUCAUUUGGCAAGACAAUAUUGAUCCCGAUAACAUGACCUAUGAGGAAUUACUUGAAUUAGGCGAGGCUGUCGGAACUCAAAGCCGUGGUCUCACCCCAGAACAGAUCUCCAUGCUUCCAGUUUCAAAGUUUAAGUGUGGAUUCUUCUUCAGGAAGAAGUCGCGGGAGGAGAGAUGUGUGAUUUGCCAGAUGGAAUAUAAAAGAGGCAACAAGAGGAUCACUUUGCCAUGUAAACAUGUUUAUCAUGCUACUUGUGGGACCAAAUGGCUUAGCAUUAAUAAGGCUUGCCCUAUAUGUUAUACAGAAGUGUUUGCCGACAAAACAAAACAAAAAUAA
Messenger RNA from Lathyrus sativus (Indian pea), 747 nucleotides. NCBI's taxonomy places the organism in Eukaryota, Viridiplantae, Streptophyta, Magnoliopsida, Fabales, Fabaceae. The record is from the annotation of a GenBank genome assembly.